GCUCUGGAUCAACUUGACUGCUAUUAACCAGGACUUUGCCCUCCUCCUCCUCCUCCUCCUCCUCCUCCUCCUCUGCAGCUAUUGAAGAGUUCAGGAGGAAAAAUUAUUCAAACCGGCUUCAGCCUGCAGUGGAGCAGUAUAUCUUAAGCUCAGUGGUGCGAACAUGAGGGGGCGCGUUGGGAAAACACCCGGGGCCGGUUCAGAAAGAGAAAAGAGCCUGUGUUCAAUAAAUAGUGUUGCCUAAUUUCUUGAAUUUCAAUUUCGUGCAUUCUUACUCUUUUGCUUUUCAUCGGUUGUGAAGAUGUUGGUGAUCCUGGUGGCGAUAUCUUCAGCCUUUUUCAGCACCGGCUCUGCCCUCAGCUCCCAUUUCAGCCCAGAUGGCGCUCCGCUGAGUGAGCUGUCCUGGUCCUCGUCCCUGGCUGUGGUCGCCAUCUCCCUGUCCUGCCUCUUCACCUUCGUCUUCCUCAUGCUGGCUUGCCUCUGCUGCAAGAAAAGCAAAACCGGCUUCAAGGAAUUCAAGAAUGGGGAGGGGGAGGAGUACCAUGCAGAUAUGUCCACCUUGGCCUCGCCGGCCUCCCAGGGCAGCCCGGACGUCUACAUCCUGCCGCUCACCGAGGUGUCCCUGCCGCUGUCAAAGCAACCUGCUCGAUCAGUCCACCUCCUGAAAUCCACAGAUCUCAGCCGACAUAAUCUCCUCUACCUGAAAGAAAUCGGGAAUGGCUGGUUCGGGAAGGUUCUGCUCGGGGAGGUGAACACUGGCCUAAAUUCUUCCCAAGUGGUGGUGAAGGAACUGAAAGCCAGCGGCAGCAUGCACGACCAGAUGCACUUCCUGGAAGAAGCAAAGCCUUUCCGCGCCCUCCAGCACCCUGCUCUACUGGCAUGUUUGGCCCAAUGCACCGAGAUCACUCCGUACCUGCUGGUGAUGGAGUUCUGUCCACUGGGUGAUGUGAAGGGUUACCUACGAAGCUGCAGGACUUCAGAAGCCAUGACCCCGGAGCCCUUGCUUCUCCAGCGGAUGGCCUGUGACAUCGCCUCAGCACUCUUACACAUGCACAAACACAACUUUGCACACAGUGACUUGGCUUUGAGGAACUGCUUGUUGACUGCUGAUGUCACGGUGAAGGUUGGAGAUUAUGGCCUGUCCCAGAGCAAGUACAAGGAUGAUUACUUGGUGACAUCAGAUCAGAUGUAUGUGCCGCUGCGAUGGAUCGCUCCAGAGCUGGUGGACGAGGUGCAUGGAAACCUGCUGGUGGCUGACCAGACCCAACAAAGCAACAUGUGGUCUCUGGGCGUGACUAUCUGGGAGCUGUUUGAGCUGGGCAACCAGCCCUACAGACACUACUCUGACAGACAAGUCCUGACGUACACUGUGAGGGAGCAGCAGCUGCGACUGUCCAUGCCUCUGCUCAAAGUGCCGCUGGCCGAACGCUGGUAUGAGGUGAUGCAGUUCUGUUGGCUCCAACCUGACCAGAGACCUACUGCGGAGGAAGUACACCUGCUGCUCAGCUACCUGUGUGCCAAGGGGGCCAGCGAGGCGGAGGAGGACUUUGAAAGGCGAUGGAACUCCCUGCGCCCGAACACAGUAUUCAACAGCCACCGAUGUGCCCUGGCAAUGUCACAAGACCACCCCUCAUCCACCUCCUCAUCUUUCCCUCUCCUUGAGCAAUUUUCAGCUGCCGAUGGCUACCAUUCUGAGGCUGGAGAUGAUAUACUGACAGUCACUGAGACCAGCCACGGCCUGAACUUUGAGUACAAAUGGGAACAAGCCAGAGCAAACCAGUCGUAUAGAGCCCAAGAAUCCUCUGGUGCCUUGAGUCAGGUCAACCAUCAUUAUCAGGAAGCAUUUUACCCACCUGGGGGCAUUGUAGGAGGCUGCCCCAUGGAGAGCCUCAGCCAUGGAGUUUCUCCUUCUUACUACCAAUCAAAACAUCUGCAUCCCCCAGGUGUACUCCCCGUUCUUAGUGCCCAUAGCCCCUCAGUAAGCAGUGAAUACUACAUCCGCAUCGAAGAGCCAGUAGACUGUAACAUUGAUCUGGACUACACUAUGUGCUCCUACAGCCCAGACUACCAGGGCAGCAGUGGGAGCUUUCUGACAGGAAGUGCAGACUCAGGUGAGUGCAUGGUCUGCCCGUCACAGGCCAAGAACAUGGAUCCCUAUUGGUCAGCAGAUAUCCAUAAGUCUGAUAUGUAUGACUCAAAUGAAUCAAGUCCUGCCAUCUCCCUGACAAUGGAGCCCCUUUUAGGGCAAGUUUUGGACAAUAGCCCACUGCAACCCUGGGAGUCUAGUCACUACGUGUCCUAUAAAGACAGAGAUGGGGGUUACUACUAUGAGCACUCACCGCCGUUGGGAUUGGAUCACUAUCUUAUUGGACAUGAGUCCUCCAGUGAGCGCCAUCAGGAAAGCUGGGGGUCAAGGAGCCUGCGCCAGGCCUUGGGUGAGUUGGAUAACCCGCUAGGUAUAACCCCCGUCGUAGGCAGUGCACCUCAACAGGCCUACAGAGACCCAUAUCUGAACACAAGUCAGACCUCCAUCAUUGGAAAGAACGUGACAGGGGGCUACUACGACAUGAUGGGCUCCCUGAGGAAGACGAUGCCCAGCCACGCUAGGCAUAACAGCCACUCUGUCAGUAUUAACAUGGAGACAGAGGGGGCCCUCUUCAUCGGGCACAGAGACAGUGACACAGAGGAGGAAGAGGAAGAGGACAUAUUUGUUGAGAGACACACCUGCAACACUUGGCCUUCAAAACACCGCCACAGCAGUCACCAAAGACGCGCUACCCACAGCUGCAGACAGGACGCUUACGUAGAUUUUCACUACACAAUGCCAAGUACAGACAUUGAAGACUCCUGGCCGGAGGAGCAAAGCAUGGCCUUCCACUCUCUUCCCAAACAUAUUGACUAUCUUGAGCCCCAUCAGGCCAAAGAUAACAGUGCUUGCCUUAGCCUGAGUAAACAUCACCCAAUGGUGCCGUCAGACAACUGCAACCCCUACAUCUACCUGUGCCAUGAAAGUGAGAUUCAGGUGCAGGCAUCUGGAGAUUGCUGCCACACGCACUUUGUUGACCCGCUCACAGGCUUGCUAGUCAGAAACAACAGCUACAGUCACGGCUACAGUCACAGCAGCUACAUCAAUGAUAAGGCCAUUGACACCCCAAGCAAUGACGAGAUGAUCAAUCUAUCACCAGCUCCAGGGGGUCCCAUUGUGGCCAAACCUCCCUUGAUAAAGAGUGAGGACAGAGGAGAGCAUUAUGUUGAUCUGACAAUGGGUGAUUCACACUUCAAAGAAAAGAGGGAGGAUGUAAUCAAGGAAAAUUCAAUCAUACAUAGACAGACGGAACCUAUAGAGGUAGAAGUGAGCCUGGCAACAGCUAUAACCACUCCCCCUCCAGCUGACAACAUGCAUGUGAUGGUGGCCCUCACAGAUCCGCAGUCUGAAAUAAGUCAAAAUGGAGACAGCGGGGUUGACCGAGGAGGCUCCAGUGUCAGUCUUGCUGACAUACUCGACUGCAGUGAUGACGAGGAAGAGGAGGACAUCACUGAAGAUAUCACUGACGUUACCUCAGGCAUCUUUGCAGAUGAUACCAGCGAUCUGAACGCCUCCCCUGCCUUCAAGUCCAUACAGAAGCAGGUAGGAACUCCUGAUUCCAUGGAUUCCAUGGAUCUGCCAUCUGCCACAGGGUCUUGUGAAGGCUUCAGCCCAGCGUCCUCCCACCCGUCCAGCUCACCUAAAGCUAUGGACAGUGGCUAUGACACAGAAAAUAAUGAAAGCCCUGAGUUUGUACUCAAAGAGCCUCAUGAACCCCGUGAACAAGCUUUAGGUAAGCCUACUCUUGAUACAAGCCUUGCGGAGGAGGAGGAAAAAGAGCUUGAGGGGCAUGGAGGUGAAGAUAAAGUAGUGCCCACAGAGGAUGAACCCUCGUUGGGGGAAGGUUUGGCCACAGGAGCCUCACAGACUGAUGACCACAUCCUUUUACCACUUAGUGAUAAGACUCCAUACAGAGACUCUGCCUACUUUUCAGACUAUGAGAAUGAAAGGCAUUCUAGGGACGACCGGGAACAACAUUCAGAGACAGUAAAGCAAGAAGAAAUUGUUGAAAAGGAGCAGCCCACGGCGGAAAAGAAGGGUGAAAAAAGAAAAAAUGAGGAGGAUGAGGAAGAACUGAAGGACACUUUAGUGAACAAAGACAUCAAACUUGAAAUGGAACACAUAACAGGAGGAAUGGAUUCACCGCCAGGGAGUGUGGCAUAUUUGACAGUAGAGAGCGGCCGAAAUGAGUUACUGGGACUACCUCUGGAGUCUUCUGACAAUGUUCCAAUAGCAGAAGGUGGGCUGGAUGAAUGGCCAUCUCAGGAAGAGAGUUCAUCCUUAGGAGACUGGGCAGCAGAAGUUGUUGGGGCAAUGGAAGAAGCUAUCGGUGCACUGAAUGAAGAUUGCACCUCCAGUGACAAGGUAGAGGAGGAGGAAGCAGAAGACUCACCUAAAGAUUUACAAACGACAGAAGAGCCAGUGAUCAAGACAACUCACAACAGGCCAUCAGGGAUAUCCACUGAAACCCUUCACAUUUUACCUAAAGACGAGGUAGCCUUGCAGCAAACGGCAAACACAAGGAGGUUUUCUUCAUCCUCUCCACCUCCUCCAUCCACACCUCCCCCUCCACUCCCUGCAGCAGAGAGCAAAAGGUCUGGGGAAGAGGGGGAUGAGGAGGACGUGGACACCGAUGAUAGCGACGAGUCAGAUGAGGAGUUGCGAUCCUAUAGUGUGCAGGAACAGAGCGGAGGGGACGAGAGCGAUGAAGAGUGCCACCCGGUGCCAAUCGUGGUGAGUGACAACAGUGAAGACUACAAACUGCGCAGCCUCCUCAAGCUGCCAACCCUGCUGACAUCCGAAAACCUGGACGAGAAGCUGGAGCGCAAGAAGAACACAGUGUCCUUUUUUGAUGAUGUCACCGUCUACCUAUUUGAUCAGGAAAGCCCAACGAAGGAGCUAGCUGAGCAUGGCUUCCCUUUGGGAGCAGAGGGUCAGAGUUCCCGGAGCAAAUCCCAUGAAAGGCUUAACGCCUCGGAUGACUCUUCGGAUGGGAACAUCUCAGAAGAGAGUGCAGGGUAUGAGUGGGAGGACGAUUUCCCCCUGCUUCCUCUGCAAACAUCCUCAGUGGCAUCCGACUCCCCUCCGCCCCGCUCCAUCCCCAAAGCUCCGGAGCCCAAACCAGCCGUACAAUUCUCCCGCUUCACUGUCUCCCCCUCCGCCGUGUCCCGUUUCUCCAUCACACACAUCACGGACUCUGAUAUGGACUCUGUAGGAGGAAGCAGCGAGGACGGGGACAAAGAAUAAUGACCUGUGGAUAAUUACUGCCUCUCCGUGACAACAACUUGGCCUGCUAGCAUGACUUCUUAUUUAUUUCCUAACGUCAGGUUUAGAAACACAAGACAGUGCCUCUUUCCGCCUGUGGACACUUUCGAAAAGGUCCGUCCUACUGACCUAAGCUGUUUAGAACAAUGAAAAGAGAAUGGUUAAUAUAUAAAAAAUUACAGAAUAUUAAUAUAUACUGUGUGUAUGAUGUAAUGUAAUCUAUGAAAGCAGGGGAUACUUUGAAUUGUGCAUAUUUUUUUCGGAUUAAAGAGACACAAUGGAAGGACAGACCUUUGGAAAGCUGCACAUUUGCCACCUUUUUCACUUCUUAAUUUAUGACAGGAAGCAUUCAUGAGAGGGUGAAACCACCUGGACUUAGAGAAAAAGAAAAAUGUAACUGUGCAAGUGCUCGAUUAGCAAAGACACCUCCACUUUUUGGCUUUUCAACAGAGGAUCAGCACUUUCGAACAAGACUGUACAGCUCCACAGACUUUGUACUUUGUAGGAAACUGCUUUGCUUGUCUUAAUAAAUAUCAACAAGACUCCUUAAGGUAUCACAAGUAAUAUAAUGUUCAUAUUUGGGUUCAUUCAGAAACAAAGGGAGAAGAAAGAAGGAAGCAAAGUGAAUUUGGUCUGGUUUCAGAAUUUUUUUUUGUGGAAACAGCUGAUCGAUGAACAAUGUGAUAUUUUGUGACUAUUUAUUUUGUAUCAGGACCACUACUGUACUGUUUUACAUACAUACGUGGCUCAUUCUCUCUACCAAAUUGAAUGCCAGCAACGCCAUCACAACCAAUCCCUCUCAUUGUAGACAUCAAGCUCAACAAAAGGAAAAAAAGUCAUUUCAGACUUUACUCUCAUUAAACUGUUUUUUCUAGUAUAGUGAGGCAUGGUUUUAAGUAUUAAGAAAACAUCAAUCUGUAUGCAUUAUUUGAUUAGAGACAAAGGGGGACAGUUUUUUGUUUUGGAGUAGAGACAGGCACACAUGUUCAUGGAAAUCCAGUUUCAUGUUUCCUAUAGCUGCCAAAACAAAUUGGCAAAAUUGAUGAUUCAUGAUUUGGACUGCUACAUGAAAGGAUUAGUUCCCUAGUAGUGGCUGAUACGGGUGGGCAAUAUGGAUGAAAUCUUAUUCACAGCACAUCCUGAUGAAGUACUUUUUGAAUCAUGAGUCAAUAAAUAAAUGUCUAGAACACCUGAGGUUCUUCAUCACAUUGAUGCAAAGCUCCAGCUAAGCUAACACACAAAUUCAUUUUUAACAAUAGUGACAAUGGUGCAGCACAGGCAGGGGGAACAGAGGUGCUGCAGCACAGGCAGUAUAAAAGAAAUACAGCACUUUACAUAACAUUAGAGGCCUGAAAAUGAGCAUAAAAGGACCCUUUAAAGAUGCCAUAGAAUGGAAAACUUUAUUUACCUUGGCAUAGUUGAAUAAGGAGAGUUCGGUACAUUGAACUGACAUACCGUGAACCUCAAACACCAUUGUUUCCUCCUUCAAAACGGGGGAAUUACAACAAUCCCUGUGUGUGACGUAACACACGGUAGUCCAGUCCCAACAUUUGCAUACACCAGCUACUGAAACACUAACGCUAACACUUGGCACUCCGUAACGUUGCUCUCCAACCAACUGGCAACUUCAAAUUCAUCGGUUUCCUCCUCCGAUAAAGGCUCAAACAUGUAAGGUCGGAUGCCAAUAGCCUCCAUGGUUCAUCUCUCACAGUUUCGGGAACUUCACUUACUUCUAAGGCAGCCAUGGAUUGCUCCUUGUAAACCAGCCAAUCAGAGCAGAGCUCGUCAUAAUUAUUUAAAUGAGCCCCAAAUAAGACAAUUCAGGUUGUUUCAUUCUAGGACCAAAUCAGAGGGUUGUAAAUGGGACUGUAAAACUGCAUCUGGACAUUUUUGUGGAUCAACCAAAAGUAUAUACCUUCUUUGUAGACAUCAGAGAACAAUUUAAAAUACCAGAUAGAUGCUUUCUAUGGCACCUUUAAAAGGGAUAAAUGCCCUGUUUUCAUCAGUCAUCAUAUUGCCCAACCUUACAAGCCGAUGCAUUAAUACAAACUUGCACAACAAUAAUAAAAGCUGUUAAGUUCUUCUUUUGUGUGCACAGAGGUCUGAACAAACAUGCUGUAAAUCAGCACAUUAUACAUCUAGUGUGUAUCAUCUUUUGCUCAUUGCUACUGUCUCUUGCUUGUAUAUUGGCUACACUGAAUUUGUUUGGAGCAGUUUUGUUCUAUGAUUUUGGUGUUAAGCUAAAAUAUUGACCCUUUUCAGGUUUCAAAGAACAGCCACUUCAAGAAAAACGUGUUACUAUAUGGAUUUUAUACCUAUAAAUCUAAUCUGAUCAUCAAAUGACAAACGGAAUGAGAUUUAAUAGCACUUGAAAUAUUUAAAAUUUAUUGAGCCAUAUUGUAUUUAGGUGAGAUAGAUCAAUUAAGUGUUAAGUCUAAUUUGUCUGAUCAGCUUGUUAAAGGCAAUGGGGGGUGAUGUCAUGAUCAUGAUAUGUUUCAAUGCUUUGCUUUCUGUGUGUGUUAAUGUUAGGAAGUGAAAUGGAAGGUGUGUUGAUGGGAUAUUGGCUCAGCUGACGGCUCUGGAGUGCAGAGUGCUCUGUGAUCGACAUGUAGUGUUUUCUAGUGUUUUUUUGCCUUCCAAGGCUUUAAUAUUCUGUAAGAGUUUAGCAUAGAACCAUCUAGACAGCUGUCCGUAAUAUUUUUGUAUCUCGACGAGAAUACUUUUAAGAGUAUUGAUGUAAUGUACUGGUACAGGAGGGAGGAUUUUAAAAAACAAAAACAUGUCUUUUAUGUUUUAUUUUUGCCAAAGAGAUGUUGUGUUGUGGAUCAGGGGCAACAGGUGGUGUUGUUUUUACCCCACAAUGGAGAUGAAGAGGCAGAGCAUUACAGGGGCUUUGGCCUGGUCAUAAAAAAGGACGUGCAACACCGUCAGUAACAUGUGCCCCCACACUGACCUGGUCACAUCAUUACUUUCUGUACCUUCUAUCUAUAAAUAAAGUCUGUUUUACACAUCUUAA
Messenger RNA from Eleginops maclovinus (Patagonian blennie), 8366 nucleotides. It is a transcript of the gene lmtkb, whose product is annotated as apoptosis-associated tyrosine kinase b. The transcript is spliced from 14 exons. The record is from RefSeq and is a predicted model, not a curated record. Lineage: Eukaryota; Metazoa; Chordata; Actinopteri; Perciformes; Eleginopidae. The coding region runs from base 302 to 5332 and encodes 1676 amino acids. Gene Ontology annotation, molecular function: protein tyrosine kinase activity; ATP binding. Gene Ontology annotation, biological process: brain development; peptidyl-tyrosine autophosphorylation.